Messenger RNA from Cricetulus griseus (Chinese hamster), 2972 nucleotides. The record is from RefSeq and is a predicted model, not a curated record. Lineage: Eukaryota; Metazoa; Chordata; Mammalia; Rodentia; Cricetidae.
UACUCCAUCACUGCUGAUACCACUUCCUGGAACUAUAGCCUCCACAGAUAAAUACUCAGUGUUUAAAGGAAUCUCUGCUGACAAGCCCUCUGAAAACCCUGCUUCGUUUGGAGAGUCUGGCGACAAAUACAGUGCAUUCAGGGAACUUGAGCAAACAGCAGAGAGUAAGCCUUUAGGAGAAAGCUUUGCCGAGUUCAGAUCCACAGGAACGGAUGACGGCUUCACCGACUUCAAGACCGCAGAUAGUGUGUCACCCCUAGAGCCACCGACAAAAGACACUUUUCCAGCAGCCUUUCCCUCCGGAGCUGCACAACAGAAACAGACACAAGUGAAAACCCCCCUGAACUUAGCAGACCUAGAUAUGUUCUCCUCAGUAAAUUGCAGUGGUGAGAAACCAGUACCCUUUUCACCUGCAUUUGGCACGUCAAAGUCAGUUUCCACAAGACCUCCACCAGCCGGCUCUGCGGCAGCCUCGGCAGCACUGGCAUCCACUAAAACUUCUAGUUUGGUAGAUGAUUUUGGAGAGUUCAACCUCUUCGGGGAAUACUCAAAUCCUGCCUCUGUUGGGGAGCAGGACGACUUUGCAGAUUUCAUGGCUUUCGGCAACAGCUCUAUUUCAUCUGAGCCAAAAGCAGAUGACAAAUAUGAUGUCCUCAGAGAGGAAGUGAGUCCCAGCCCCUUGGCCAGCAGCACAGCGGAGAGUGCACAGAACCCACCUGCUGCAUCUUCCAAGUACGAUGUCUUCAAACAGCUCUCCCUAGAGGGAGCUGGACUGGCCAUCGAGGAGUUCAAAGAGAACACUCCUUCCGCAAAGAGUGACGAUGACUUUGCUGACUUCCACUCCAGUAAAUUUUCAUCCACAAGCUCCGACAAAUCCCUGGGAGAGAAAGUGGUGGCUUUCAGACACGCCAAGGAAGACUCUGCCUCCGUGAAGUCUUUAGAUCUCCCCUCCAUCGGUGGCAGCAGCGUUGGCAAGGAGGACUCUGAAGAUGCGCUUUCUGUUCAGUUUGACAUGAAACUGGCGGAUGUGGGAGGCGAUCUUAAGCAUGUCAUGUCUGAUAGCUCUUUGGAUUUACCAACAGUUAGUGGCCAGCAUCCUCCUGCCGCAGCAGGAAGUGGGUACUUCUCCACCACCUCAGAUCUUCUAAAGAGAGAGACUUCAUUUGGCAGCUCUGAGAACAUCACCAUGUCAUCUCUCUCCAAAGGAACGGCCUUGGCAAGCGAGGACACUCUCCAGGGGACUCCCUUCCCAGCUUUCGCCAGCUUUAAAGACAUGAUGCCCCAGACCACUGAGCAGAAAGAGUACGAAAGUGGGGACUACCAGGACUUCUCAAGGAAGGACCUGCCCACAGUAGAACGAAGCCAAGAGACCACAUGUCCAAGCCCAGCUUUCAGUGUCACUUCUCAUGAAACCCCCAAAGAGUGUGCAGACGACUUUGGAGAAUUUCAAAGUGAAAAACCCAAAAUCAGCAAGUUUGACUUUUUAGUAGCCAAUUCGCAAAGCAAAAUGAAGUCCAGUGAAGAAAUGAUCAAAAGUGAGCUGGCAACCUUUGACCUUUCUGUUCAAGGAUCACACAAGAGAAGCUUAAGCCUCGGGGAUAAAGAAAUAAGUCGAUCCUCUCCUUCUCCAGCCCUGGAGCAGCCUUUCAGAGACCGUUCCAACACUCUGAGUGAGAAGACAGCGCUGCCCGUCAUCCGAGACAAGUACAAAGACCUGACCGGUGAGGUGGAGGAAAAUGAGAGAUACGCGUAUGAGUGGCAGAGAUGCCUGGGGAGCGCCCUGGAUGUCAUUAAAAAGGCAAAUGACACCUUAAAUGGCAUUAGCAGCAGUGCUGUUUGCACGGAAGUUAUCCAGUCAGCCCAAGGCAUGGAAUAUCUUCUAGGCGUCGUGGAAGUGUAUCGAGUAACCAGGCGUGUGGAGCUGGGGAUUAAAGCCACUGCUGUUUGCAGUGAGAAACUCCAACAGUUGCUGAAGGACAUUGAUAAAGUGUGGAACAACCUGAUUGGCUUCAUGUCACUUGCCACACUCACGCCAGACGAAAAUUCACUGGAUUUUUCCUCCUGUAUGUUACGGCCUGGGAUUAAGAACGCUCAGGAGCUGGCUUGUGGGGUGUGUCUCUUAAAUGUGGACUCUAGGAGCCGGAAAGAAGAGAAGCCUGCAGCAGAACAGCCUAAAAACGCAUUCAACUCGGAAACAGACAGCUUCAAGCUGGCCUACGGAGGCCACCAGUACCACGCCAGCUGUGCCAACUUCUGGAUCAACUGUGUUGAACCCAAGCCUCCCGGCCUCCUCCUGCCAGAUCUGCUCUGAAAGCUGCUCAAUGAAGCUCCAGCUGAUGUUUGGUUGUUUCUGUCACAUGACUCAGGGUGACUGGGAUCAAUAAACAGAAUGCAAGUACUGCAAAGUUCCCUUCCAUCCAUCUCUUUGAAGCAUUCCCUGAGAGGUGGGAUAGAAAAACUGCAAUGGAGGUUCCCAUCAGACAGCCUUUGACCACUAUCUCCCCCACCCCUUUGAGACUUGAGGUAAAUUGGUAGACCUAAACUGCACGUGACACUGGACGCUUGUUUGCUUAUCUCUUCUGGUUUUUGUCCAUGGUGAUGUUGCUUUGACUUUUUUUCCCCAAGGAUAGGAUCUUGAUGCAAGCUCAUGGCUGACCUUGAAUUUGUAGCAAUCCUCCUGUCUCUGCCUCCCAAGUGCUGGAUCACAGGCAUGUGCCACCAUAACCUUUUCUCUUGUUCUCUUAAGAUAUUUUAAGAUAUGGACCACAGUUUUCUGUAAGGAGUAAUCUGCUGCUGAAGUGCUUAAAAUGUGAAAAAUUAACUGAAGAAGAAAAGUAAGUUAUUCUAGGACUGGAAUCCGCAAGUUUGUCUCCAGCCAUUGCUCGCUUAUAUCUCCAAAUUUAGGGGCCCAUCUCUCUGCAUUUUGCUUGUAAAUACUUGAAAUGAAUAAAAGGGCAUUGUGAUUAAACUGA